AUGGACGAACAGUACGACGCCAUAGUCCUCGGCACCGGUCUCAAGGAAUGCAUCCUCUCUGGAAUGCUGUCGGUCUCGGGCAAGAAAGUGCUCCACAUCGACCGGAACAAGUACUAUGGCGGCGAGUCUGCGUCAAUUACACCCCUCGAGGAUCUGUUUGGCAAGUUUGGCUUCGACUCUACCACUGUCAACGUCGAAGAGUACGGUCGAUCCCGGGACUGGAAUGUGGAUUUGAUUCCCAAGUUUUUGAUGGCUAAUGGAUCUCUGGUCAAGCUUCUGAUUCAUACUGGAGUCACGCGCUACCUAGAGUUCAAGUCUUGCGAAGGAAGCUACGUGUACAAGGGGGGCAAGAUUUUCAAAGUCCCAGCCGAUGAGAGGGAGGCACUUGCUUCAAGCUUGAUGGGACUGUUUGAGAAGCGUCGCUACCGGAGCUUCUUGGUUUUUGUGCAAAACUUUAACCUUGAUGACCCAAAGACCUGGCAGGCGAUUGACCCAAACAAGACCACUGGUGCCGAGCUGUACCAGUACUUUAAGCUGGACAAGGAGACGGCCGACUUUACGGGUCACGCUCUGGCCCUUUAUCGCGACGACGAUUACCUGCAAGACACCUGCUUGGAUCUGAUUAAUCGCGUGAAGCUGUACAGCGAGUCGCUGGUUCGCUAUGGCAAGAGUCCGUACCUGUAUCCGCUUUACGGCCUGGGCGAGCUGCCGCAAGGUUUCGCGCGUUUGAGCGCAAUUUACGGAGGCACCUACAUGCUGGACAAGCCAGUCGAUGAGAUUGUCUUUGAAAAUGGCAAGGCGGUGGGAGUAAGAUCCGGCACCGAGGUGGCCCGCUGCAAGCAAAUUUAUUGUGAUCCAUCCUAUGUGCUUGACCGAGUUGAUAAGGUGGGUCAGGUCGUUCGAUGCGUUUGCAUUCUGAACCAUCCCAUUCCAAAUACAAACAACGCUCUCUCCUGUCAAAUCAUCAUUCCCCAGAAACAAGUCAAUCGAAAGUCAGAUAUUUACAUAUCGGUUGUCUCCUACACCCAUCAAGUGGCCGCCAAGGGGUGGUUCAUUGCGCUGGUUAGCACAACCGUCGAGACCAGUAACCCCGAAGCUGAAAUUGUCCCCGGUCUAAACAUUCUUGGUCCAAUCAAGCAAAAGUUUGUCAUGGUCAGCGAUUUGUACAAGCCAAAGGACGACGGCAAGGAAAGCCAGAUUUUCAUCUCGCAAAGCUUUGAUGCCACCUCACACUUUGAGACCACCUGCAAUGACGUUGUCGACAUUUUCCGUCGUGGCACCGGCGAGGACUUUGACUUUUCCAAAGUAAAGCUUGACCUUAACGAAGAACAGUAG
Molecule: messenger RNA, 1335 nt
Organism: Rhagoletis zephyria (snowberry fruit fly)
Lineage: Eukaryota; Metazoa; Arthropoda; Insecta; Diptera; Tephritidae
Source: RefSeq, a predicted model, not a curated record